AUGUUUUUGAAUUCGGUUACUCGAUACGACGAAGCCGCAGUCCAUGACAGUACAGAGGCAGAUCGGACGAAGCGAGUCACGCAGAAGCCGCGGACAGCAUCCACAGUAAGCAAAGACGACAUCCGGCCUUCGACCAGUGCUGCUGCUCCACCUGUCCAGACCGAAGUUGUCACGGUAGAACCACGGCUAUCAUAUUCCGGACCAAAUCAGGCGGCCGAGUCCAUCCGCCGGUGCUCCACCCUCUACGUAUCGGACAGCGCGGUGUAUGAGAUCAUUUGGGAUGAGAACUGCUCUUCGAGUAACUCUGAGGGAGAGGAUCCUAGUCCCCCUGGCCAAGCAUCGCUAUUUCAGAGUCGGGAUCUCGUCGGGGCAGAGACGUUGGAGAGACGGCUGUCGAAGGUGCUCUCGCAGUCAAGACGAGAUUCCCUGCAGGAAGGCAGCAGGAGAAAAAUAAGCUAUGUGCCAAGCAGCGAAUUGUCUGUGCAAAGCAUUUGGACCAAUCCCAAAAUUGCUCGGCUUUUCCGCGAACCAGCUUCGGGGAGUCUACCUCGUUCCAAGUCCUCCAAGAGCAGCAAGAUGAUGGUCACUUCGUCAACAGACAUGGACCUAGACCUGGCGCUCGCAGAUGGCCAUAAAAAGGGAGCAGCUACUGACGGUGUCGAAAUCUUCCCUCCACUACGGAGUCGGGCCAACACAAACGGAAGGGGGAACUUUGAAUCUCCAUCGAGCACGGGUGGACCGGACAGUUGGAGCGCAAUUGAGCCACUAAAGCCGGUCGCCCGUGAUCCGCUUGAACAAGGCUCAGGAUCAGAUAUAGCAAGGAGUCGUUAUGGAGUUAUGAUCGGGAUCAGUUCGCACAUGAAGCGAAGGAGUGUAUCUGCUGAGGGGCAGCCUCAAAGUCAACGGGCGAGGAGUAUCAAGUCUCGUAGCAGGAGAUCAAGUGAAGGGAAAGCAUCGGAUGACGAGACGAUUCCUCUACUGGGGAUGACUUGA
Cladophialophora psammophila CBS 110553 is the source of this 993-nucleotide messenger RNA. RefSeq lists its product as uncharacterized. The coding region runs from base 1 to 993 and encodes 330 amino acids. NCBI's taxonomy places the organism in Eukaryota, Fungi, Ascomycota, Eurotiomycetes, Chaetothyriales, Herpotrichiellaceae. The transcript has a single exon. The record is from RefSeq and is a predicted model, not a curated record.